This is a messenger RNA of Varroa destructor (honeybee mite), 1789 nucleotides long. RefSeq names its product asparagine--tRNA ligase, mitochondrial (gene AsnRS-m). Gene Ontology annotation, molecular function: ATP binding; asparagine-tRNA ligase activity; nucleic acid binding. Gene Ontology annotation, biological process: asparaginyl-tRNA aminoacylation. Lineage: Eukaryota; Metazoa; Arthropoda; Arachnida; Mesostigmata; Varroidae. The record is from RefSeq and is a predicted model, not a curated record. Gene Ontology annotation, cellular component: mitochondrion.
GCCCUGCUUAGAAGACAUAUCCAGCUUUAAGGUACAAGCGCUCCGUUAUGUUAACAGUACAAACGCGACGGAGAAUUAAUGUAGAAAAUACACUGCUUUCAAGCUCCUUCUAUACCUAUUCUACAAAUUGUUCUCCGCUUACAUGGGUAAAUUUUCGCGUAACCUACUGGAAGGAGUUGUACUGAAGACAUGCGUACAUUCUUUACCUAGUGCUUCAAAAACGCUUUAAGGCAUCAUUGUUGAGAUGUUAACUGUGCUCAAACGUGGGUUGACCAGUUGUCUGAACACACCUAUACAUCGCCUAAACAGCCCGCAAACCGAUGUGACCCUCCUUUGCUGGGUUCAGUCUGUGCGGAAACACAAAAAUAUUUUCUUCGUUGAUCUUUCUGAUGGACUCUCAUCACAUCGUCUUCAAGCCGUAAUUCCGGCAGAUAAACUGGAUCCACAAGGGAUUCCACUAAGCGUCGGCUGCUCAUUACGAAUCAAUGGUGAUUUGGUUCCAAGUCCUGGCAAGAACCAGAAGCUCGAGCUGGUGACCAAACAGUUCAGUGUUCUGGGAAAAUGCGAUUUAUCGGACUAUCCAUUUCGACCUCGAAAUAAGUAUAAUGUUGACUUCGAGCGAGGUCUACAGCAUCUACGACCUCGACUAGAAAAGUAUGCCGCAGUUCAUCGAGUACGGAACAAACUUAUACACGCAAUGCACUCAUAUUUCCAAGAUCUGGAGUUCUGCCAGGUACAAACCCCCAUUCUUACAACAAAUGAUUGUGAAGGAGCGGGAGAAACAUUUCUCGUACACCACGUCGAUGAUCUAAAACAGGUGCCGGCGUCACAGGUUACCCCACAGUCUAUACCAGACAACACCGAAAAUGAAAACCGUGGACUUCGUAUGCAGCCCACAUAUUUCCCAUCUCAGUGUCAUUUAACCGUUUCAUCACAGUUGCAUCUCGAGGCGCUCAUGCACUCAAUAUCACGCGUCUAUACUAUACAGACAGCAUUCCGAGCUGAAAACGCAUCUUCAAGGAAACACCUCUGUGAGUUUGCGAUGCUCGAAGCGGAGCUGGUCAUAGAGAGCGUCGACGGCCUUAUAGAUUUAAUAGAAGGUUUAAUAAAUCGAGCGUGGCAAGAGGUUUGUCAAAUGGGGGAGUUCAAGACAGUCGGCGAGGAAUGGAGAGACACUGUUGACGCUGUUCUAAAGAACAGAUUUAUUAGGAUGACCUACGACGACGCCCUUGAGGAACUCAAAGUACUUCUUAUAUUGAGUGUUUUAGAUAAGAAAUUCCAGCAUCCGUUGAAAUGGGGCGACGACUUCAAAGUGGAACACGAGAAUGCGCUACUCGAUAUUUAUGCAGAAAGGCCAAUUGUGGUAACACAUUUCCCCAGCAUCAUAAAGCCGUUUUAUAUGCUCGAACGAGAUGGAACGUAUGGUCCGGUCGCAGAGUGUUUUGAUCUGCUGCUUCCUAUAGGCGGCGAAGCUGUUGGCGGAUCGAUGAGGGAAACUGAUCGUACGAAGCUGCUCGAAGUUAUCGAAAAAGCCGGCCUUAAAGGUCUUGAAUGGUACGUGCAACUUCGCGAAUUUGGCACCAUUCCACACGGUGGGUUUGGUCUCGGCGUUGACAGACUUCUACAGUACUUCACUAACACUCACAACAUUAAAGACGCUGUUCCGUUUCCGCGGUGGCAAAGACACUGUCAGGCUUAGCAGAUUAUGCCUGGUUGUAGGAAUAUACUACGGAUUUUUUCAUAUGUAUUGUAAACCUAAUAAACAAUUUUAUUACCUGCUUUCCCUUGA